This is a messenger RNA of Lucilia sericata (common green bottle fly), 870 nucleotides long. RefSeq lists its product as uncharacterized. Bases 1 to 849 code for a protein of 282 amino acids. The record is from RefSeq and is a predicted model, not a curated record. NCBI's taxonomy places the organism in Eukaryota, Metazoa, Arthropoda, Insecta, Diptera, Calliphoridae. The transcript has a single exon.
AUGGCCAAUUCAACAAGUUUCAACAUGACUUUGCUAGAAGCUUCGAAAUUCAAAAUUAAUACUCAAUAUUUCUCUCCUCACGAUUUAUCUCUAUUCGUCGAAAGUUUAGAGACCAUAACACGUUUGGCCCGCGAAAAGGAGGAGCGCAAAGAACAAAAGAAAUUGCAAAAAUUGAAUAACUUAAGCAAGAAGUUUUGUACCUUGCCUCGCAUAAGUUCUAUUUCAACUUUGGAUUCCUCCUCUACUGGAGCCUCAGGAGAUGAAGAAGAAAUUUUGCUGUUGGAAAAUAAAAAAGUACCCAAGAGUCCCGAUAGCCAGAGAUCUGAAUAUGAUGAAACUUACUUCUCGGCCCCUAGCAGUACUCAGUCCUCACCACGCAAUAGUGUCAUCUUCCAACAGCAAUUGUCCAAAAACAGCAGCCAUUCUACCUUGUCCAUAAUCACCACUUCAGACUCAGAAGAAUCUGGUGUAUUUCCCAUCGGUACUUCCUAUCAAGAUCUCUAUGAGCCCCAGAAUACCACCAUAAGACCUCGUUCUAAAGUUAUCACCAAAUCUCGUUCUAUAUCCACACGUUCCCGCCUAAUAGGUUUGGUUAUGAAAAAGGACUCCGCCAAAGUACCCUCAGUAGAACUUAUCUCUCAUCGUCCCCUAGAUGAAUAUGAAACUUUGGAAAUGUAUGAGCAGGAACAACAGCAAAUGCUCCAAGCUGAACUUGUACAGGAAUCAGAGAAAUUGGCCCGUUUCUCUACUCUACACAUGAAGAAAAAGUCUCGUCAAGGUUUUGCCUGUCCCGAUGGUUCAUCGGAAGAACGUUUCUUGGAUAAGGCUUUGCGUUAUUUGACUCUGUAGGUUCAUUUCUCUUUCUUUUUU